Molecule: messenger RNA, 380 nt
Organism: Staurois parvus
Lineage: Eukaryota; Metazoa; Chordata; Amphibia; Anura; Ranidae
Source: the annotation of a GenBank genome assembly
GUCCUCCCAUUCUAACCGCGCAUGAGCGGCUUUGGGAGCGUGCGGCAAUCGGCGGUGGGACACAGCAGCUCACCGAUCCACAGAAAGAGCCGAAGAUGUCGGCUUAGUCAUGUGAUCAGCUGUGUCCAAUCACAGCUGAUCACAUCCCCAGCAGUGCCACCUGUCAGUGUCCAUUAGUGCCAGCUCUGUACUCAUCCAUGCCACCUGCCAGUGCCCAUCAGUGCCACAUCAGUGCCUACCAGUUCACAUCAAUGCCACAUAUCAGUGCCCAUCUGAGCUGUCUUUCAGUGCCACCUAUCAGUGCCAGUCAGUGCCGCCUAUCGGUGUGCAUCAGUGCCUGUCAGUGCUGCCUAACAGUGCCUGCCAGUGCCACCUAUCAG